This is a messenger RNA of Rhagoletis pomonella (apple maggot), 2802 nucleotides long. It is a transcript of the gene Mcm3, whose product is annotated as DNA replication licensing factor Mcm3. Gene Ontology annotation, cellular component: nucleus; MCM complex. Gene Ontology annotation, biological process: double-strand break repair via break-induced replication; DNA replication; mitotic DNA replication initiation. The record is from RefSeq and is a predicted model, not a curated record. Lineage: Eukaryota; Metazoa; Arthropoda; Insecta; Diptera; Tephritidae. The transcript is spliced from 5 exons. Gene Ontology annotation, molecular function: single-stranded DNA helicase activity; single-stranded DNA binding; ATP binding. The coding region runs from base 93 to 2552 and encodes 819 amino acids.
UUGAUUGGAUAUCGUAACUUUUGUUACUUGGGGAAACAGAUAUUUCUUUGCCACAGAUAAUUCUGCUUUUUUAUAACAAUAAAAAUUCGAUUAUGACGGAUUCUGAACAUUAUAUUCGGGAUAUACAGCGUGAAUACAUCGAUUUUUUAGAUGAUGACGAAGAUCAAGGUAUUUAUUCAGGAUUAAUUAAAGACAUGGUUGCGGAAAAGAGCCGUCGGUUGAUUGUCAACAUCAACGAUCUGAAGCGCAAGAAUGCCCAGCGUGCCCAAGGUCUCCUUUCCAACGCAUGCGACGAGCAGCUGGCUUUUGGACGAGCACUUAAAGAAUAUGUUGCUACCGUAGAUCCUUCUUAUGCAAAACAACAUGAGGACUUCUUUGUUGGAUUUGAAGGUUGCUUUGGAAAUCGGCAUGUCACACCACGUUCACUAACAUCUGUCUACUUAGGAAAUUUAGUAUGCGUUGAAGGUAUUGUUACAAAGGUCUCUUUGAUUCAUCCAAAAGUAGUCCGAAGUGUACAUUACUGUCCAGCAACAAAAAAAGUAAUGGAGAGAAAAUACACAGAUUUAACUUCGUUUGAAGCAAUCCCCUCAAGUGCCAUAUACCCUACAAAAGAUGAUGAAGGAAAUUUGCUCGAGACGGAAUUCGGACUAUCAAUUUAUAAAGAUCAUCAAACAAUAACAAUACAAGAAAUGCCUGAAAAGGCCCCAGCAGGUCAAUUGCCACGCUCUGUGGAUAUUAUUUGCGACGACGACAUGGUAGACCGUUGUAAACCCGGGGAUCGUGUACAGAUAGUUGGUAGUUACCGUUGUCUCCCUGGAAAAUUUGGAGGUUAUACUUCCGGAACUUUUCGCACAGUUUUGUUGUCCAAUAAUAUUUCACUUUUAAGUAAAGAUAGUAACAUGGAUAUUACUCGUGAAGACAUCAUUAUGUGUAAAAAACUCGCUAAAAAUAAUGAUAUUUUCAAUCUGCUAUCCAAAAGUUUGGCACCUUCGAUUCACGGACAUACAUUCGUAAAGAGAGCAAUAUUAUGUCUAUUGUUAGGAGGCGUGGAAAAAGUAUUGCCAAAUGGUACUCGGUUGCGAGGUGACAUAAACGUUCUUCUUAUAGGCGAUCCAAGUGUGGCAAAGUCCCAGUUGUUGCGGUAUGUAUUAAAUACCGCACCUCGAGCGAUACCGACAACAGGUCGAGGUUCAAGUGGUGUAGGUCUAACUGCUGCUGUUACCACAGAUCAGGAGACUGGUGAAAGGCGAUUAGAAGCGGGUGCAAUGGUAUUAGCUGAUCGGGGUGUUGUUUGUAUCGACGAAUUUGAUAAGAUGAGUGACAUUGAUCGCACUGCUAUUCAUGAAGUAAUGGAACAAGGUCGUGUUACAAUAUCGAAAGCUGGUAUUCAUGCGUCUUUAAAUGCACGUUGCUCAGUUUUAGCAGCUGCUAAUCCAGUAUAUGGAAGGUAUGAUCAAUACAAAACACCAAUGGAGAACAUCGGGCUUCAAGAUUCGCUUCUUUCGCGUUUCGACUUAUUAUUCGUGAUGUUGGAUGUGAUUGAUAGCGAUAUUGAUCAAAUGAUUUCUGAUCAUGUUGUGCGCAUGCACCGUUACCGUAAUCCUAAAGAAGCAGAUGGUGAACCUCUUUCUAUGGGAAGCUCUUAUGCAGAUUCUUUAUCAUUCACUUCAAACUCGGACGCGAAAAAAGAAACUGAAAUCUAUGAAAAAUACGACCCUUUGUUGCAUGGUAGAUCGCGAAAGCGACAAGAAAAAAUUUUGUCCGUAGAUUUUAUGCGCAAAUAUAUUCAUAUUGCAAAAUGCAUGAAACCAAAGUUGAGCGAACAAGCAUGUGAAGCUAUUGCUACCGAGUAUUCCUCUUUACGUUCGCAAGAAAAUAUACAAUCGGAUGUUGCACGAACCCAACCAGUGACUGCUCGAACUUUGGAGACUCUCAUUCGACUUGCUACAGCCCAUGCGCGAGCUAGAAUGUCAAAAACUGUAACUGCUGAUGAUGCCCAAGCUGCUAUAGAGUUGGUGCAGUUUGCUUAUUUCAAAAAAGUAUUGGAGAAAGAAAAAGGUAAUAAACGUCGACGUGAUGGAGUUUCUUCUGAUGAAGACGAAACUACUCCUAAUCAGAAGUCUCCUCGAAAAAGUAAGAGGACGCGCAAAGAUCCUUCUGAGCAAGAGACGUCGAAUGUAGUAUAUGAUACCGAUGAAGAGGUAGAAACUCCUCAGCCAGACGCUGGGGACUUAACUCGGCGUGAAACAAGACGUUCACUUUCAGUUCGCAAGCCAUCUACCGUAGGCGAUAGGGGUUCACAGUCAAUCGAAGAAAACACUGAAGAAACACCACCCUCUAUAUCGCAAGCAAGGUUGACCGAUUUCAAAAACAGUUUGCAACGAUUGUUCCGAGAAGCUCGCGAACAGAGUUUAUCUCUCGAGCGUAUCACCGCAGACAUUAAUGAAAAUAAUGCUGAACAAUUCUCUAGUUCCGAAAUUGAGGCAGCCGUGCAUCAAAUGACCGAUGAUAAUCAAGUCAUGGUUGCUGACGGCAUUGUUUUCCUAAUAUAAUUUGCGUAAAUUUUAAAAUAGCUACAUGAGUACAUUACCGUAUCAAUUUAAUAAUACUUUCCGAUAUAUGCACCACCGAAAAUGCCUGAGACUCGUUGCUUAUAAGCGUGAAAUGCUUGUAUGAAAAUCCCGCUUUUAAGCCAUGAUUGGGCUUAUAUUGAAAACCUCUGUUAUAUGCAUUACCGGUUCCUAUAUGUAGCUGAACCACACAAACUACCACUAUUAAAUAAAUUUUCAUUUAAAAUAGUAA